UGACUUAUUUAUUUUUUUGUCAAACUGAAUCGGUUCGGUUCACGUUUCAGCUUUCGCUAUGUGACAUUUAUUCCCCGGGUUUUCCCCGUUUCGAAACGGCCCGACUCUUUAGCCGUUAGCUGCGGCAGAUUGUCACUGCUGGUCCGGCUGCUGCUGCUGCUGCUGUAAACGGAGCCGAGAAAACGGACAGCUGGCACUGGAUAUACGGAGGUCCUGAGGGCCCAGCACACUGCCGUAUAGUGACCGCUGCUGGGGGAGCAUAGUCGGGUUGUUUUGGAGUUGAAAGGCUUCGGUGACAAAAGGCAUGUUUGGUGCUAGAAAGAAAUUUGUAGAGUUUGUCGAGGUAGUCGAUAAUGACUUCACUGAUGAAAGCAUGUACUACAGCCAGCCGUCGAUGUUCCCACAUCGGUCGGACAAAGAUUCUUCAAAUGUUUUCCUUCAGAUGCUGUCGUCUCCCUCGCCGUCGUCGUCGUCGGGUCAGCUGUCGCAGCUUGGUGCAAGUUUGUACGGCCCACAAAGUGCACUUGGCUUCUCGGUAAGGGGCAUCGGGAACAGUACGCCUCAGUUAAAUCGAAAUCUAACACAAGGCACGCAGCUACCAAGUCAUAUCACCCCAACAACGGGGGUCCCCACCAUGUCUCUCCAUACCCCUCCAUCACCAAGCAGGGGGACAUUGCCGAUGAACACGAGGAACAUGUUGAACCACUCUCAGGUCGGUCAAGGCAUUGGAAUGAGUGGCAGGACCAAUAGUAUGGGCAGCUCGGGGCUUGGCAGCCCCAACCGCAGCUCGCCCAGUAUCAUCUGCAUGCCCAAACAGCAGCCAGCACGCCAGCCCUUCACCAUAAACAGCAUGUCAGGGUUCGGUAUGAAUCGCAAUCAGGGGUUUGGGAUGAACAACUCGUUAUCAAGCAACAUCUUCAACGGCACAGAUGGGAGUGAAAAUGUAACGGGACUGGAUCUGUCAGACUUCCCUGCGUUAGCAGACAGGAGUCGGAGAGAAGGGACUGGAAACCCAACACCGGUGCUCAACCCACUGGCUGGACGGGCUCCUUAUGUUGGCAUGGUGACAAAGCCGUCGACUGAACAAACACAGGAUUUCUCUAUCCAUAACGAGGACUUUCCUGCACUGCCUGGGCCAAACUACAAGGACCCCACGUUGAACAACGACGACAGCAAAACUAACUUGAAUUCCACAAGCAAGAGCACAUCCAAUGCAGAUGGGCCAAAGUUCCCCGGAGACAAGACGACCACAGCACAGAACAACAACCAGAAGAAAGGGAUCCAGGUGUUGCCCGAUGGUCGGGUGACGAACAUCCCCUCAGGAAUGGUGACGGACCAAUUCGGCAUGAUUGGCCUGCUGACGUUUAUCCGGGCAGCAGAGACCGAUCCGGGGAUGGUACAUCUGGCGCUCGGAAGUGACCUCACAACACUGGGACUCAACUUAAACUCACCAGAAAACCUGUACCCCAAGUUUGCCUCUCCUUGGGCUUCAUCGCCAUGUCGACCUCAAGACAUCGACUUCCACGUUCCGUCUGAAUACUUAACCAACAUCCACAUAAGGGACAAGCUGGCUGCAAUUAAACUGGCACGAUACGGCGAAGACCUGUUGUUCUACCUGUACUACAUGAAUGGGGGAGACCUGCUACAGCUUCUGGCGGCAGUAGAGCUUUUCAACCGGGACUGGAGGUACCAUAAAGAAGAGCGGGUUUGGAUAACGAGGGCGCCCGGCAUGGAGCCUACACUGAAGACCAACACCUACGAGAGGGGAACCUACUACUUUUUUGAUUGUCUCAACUGGAGGAAAGUAGCCAAGGAAUUCCAUCUGGAGUAUGAUAAGCUUGAAGAGAGGCCUCACGUGCCAACGACAUUCAACUACAACCCAGCCCAGCAGGCCUUCUAAGGCCCGACCAGCCCAGAGGGCCGCAACGGCUCCUGCACACCACACUGUUGUCCAGGAGGGGCGCUGUGGUUGACACGGCUCGGUUUUUAUUCCUCGAGGAUUUGGCUAUCUGACUGUGGGGGUCGUCGUCGCCACCAUCAAAACUGCCGCCUAUCCCAAAUUUCAUGCUGCCCAAAAACACCAACACUUGUUCUGUUUUUAUUCUUUUGGUUCCUCCUGUUUUUUUGACUUGUUUUGCGCAGGAUCUGUGUUAUGUUUACGUCUCUGAAUCUGAAGCUUGUUUUCUUUUAGAAAGGAGGACUGACCCUGUGACACAGGACAGUGACAGAACAAGGUUUACGCCUCACCAAGUGUUAAGAACAGAAAAAAAAGGCAAGAGAGUUAACAUCCUCAGACGCAAGUGAAAGGGUGAAAUAAAUGCAAUGUUUAUUGUUGCACUAUAUUUAGUAAUAAAAGAACACAAAAUUUGUUUGUGAUUUUUUUUUUUAUAUGAACACUCCCCGAAUUUUUUUCAAUUUUUUUUUUUGUUACGGGUCGGGUGGGUUCAUGCAACUUUUAUUUUUCUAUCUUCCAUUUACAGUGACUUCAACCUUUUUGUAUUUGCAUCAACAUACUCUGCUUACCCCUCUGUCCGUCUCCCUCUGCGAGUUCUGUGCCAGUCGAACAUGGAAACUGAUCUGGGAGAUUACUUUGGUUUCCACAAAUGUGGACAAAUCCUCGACGUUGCUCUUGAGCAAACAAACAAUUUCCAGUCUUUGUUACAAUUUUGUAAGAAAUGUGUACAUUUUUUGUUUCUUUGCAUCACAUAAAUUAGUAUAUAUGUGUAUAUAUGAUUGCUAUAUAUAUAUAUGUAUGUAUAUAUAUAUAUAUGACAUCUAUUUUGGAAGAAAUCUUGCCCUGCCUUUUACCUCGUUUUUAUGAGGUGGGCAUGGAUGCAAUAUGUGGACGCAACAGGACAUUUCUUGAUCUGCUGGACAGGGUGUCAAAUGGCACUGUGGGCACUUACAUCAAAAGAAUACAAAAUUAAAAUGUAAUUUAGGGAAAGGCUGGAUUCUCAACCGAAAAAAAUACAAAUACAAACAUGGAGAUCAUCCCACAAGUUUGGAGUCAAAAUAAGGGAUGUAUUUCGGUUCAAGCAGUUUGGGCAGCAGCAGACGGCAGCAUUUCAUAGGAAACAGAAAAUUGUCAAAUUGAGGAGAAUAAAAAAAAAUCCAGACCAAUCUUGUAUUUUCAGAAGUUCAAAGCUUCUUUUCUUUGUAAUAAAGCAGAAAAGGCUUUCCUGAA
Pungitius pungitius (ninespine stickleback) is the source of this 3184-nucleotide messenger RNA. RefSeq names its product CCR4-NOT transcription complex, subunit 2 (gene cnot2). The transcript has 15 exons. Gene Ontology annotation, cellular component: P-body; CCR4-NOT core complex. The record is from RefSeq and is a predicted model, not a curated record. Lineage: Eukaryota; Metazoa; Chordata; Actinopteri; Perciformes; Gasterosteidae. Gene Ontology annotation, biological process: regulation of DNA-templated transcription; regulation of stem cell population maintenance; nuclear-transcribed mRNA poly(A) tail shortening. The coding region runs from base 305 to 1900 and encodes 531 amino acids.